GGCGGCGGACUGGCUUCAGUCGCUUGUGAGUCGCUGAGGUAUAAGUUCCUUUGCUGGUUGUCCUUGUGUUGUGGUUGGUUGAGCCAGGGAGCGAGAGAAUCUCGGCGAGGGGAUGGCGGCGGCAGUGAGGACGGCCGCCGCUAUGGGCAGACUCCUGGCUUUGGCGCUGCUCGGGCUCAUGGCGCCCUCGGCCGCGCUGGCUGGCUACAUCGAGGCACUUGCAGCAAAUGCAGGAACGGGGUUUGCUGUAGCUGAGCCUCAAAUUGCAAUGUUUUGUGGAAAGUUGAACAUGCAUGUCAACAUUCAGACUGGGAAAUGGGAACCAGACCCAACAGGAACCAAGACCUGUUUUGGAACAAGAGAGGAAGUUCUUCAGUAUUGUCAGGAGAUGUAUCCAGAACUUGAGAUCACCAAUGUGAUGGAAGCAAACAAACGGGUGGUGAUUGACAACUGGUGCAAGAAAGGCAAGAAGCAGUGCAAGCCUCGCUCUCACAUUGUUAUUCCCUACAAGUGCAUUGUUGGUGAGUUUGUGAGUGAUGUUCUGCUGGUCCCAGAGAGGUGUCAGUUUUUCCAUAAAGAAAAAACAGAUGUGUGCGAGUAUCACCAGCACUGGCAUGCUGUAACAAAAGAGGCAUGUAUGUCUCAGGGAAUGACCUUGUACAGUUAUGGUAUGCUGCUACCCUGUGGGCUGGACCAAUUUCAUGGCACUGAGUAUGUGUGCUGCCCCCAAACCAAAGUAAUUGAAUCCAUUUCCUCAAAAGAGGAAGAUGAGGAUGAGAAAGACGAUGAAGAAGAAGAUGAAGAUUAUGACAUUUAUAAGAGUGAAUUUCCUACUGAAGCAGAUAUAGAAGACUUCACAGAAGCAGCUGUGGAAGAUGAUGAGGAAGAAGGAGAUGAAGAAGAAGAAGAAGAAGUUGUAGAAGAUCGUGAUUAUUAUUAUGAUAACAACUACAAAGUAGAUGGCUACAUUGAAGAGACUCCAACUGAACCUAGCAGUGAUGGAACUCUCUCUGAGAAGGAAAUAACUCAUGAUGUUAAAGCUGUCUGCUCCCAGGAAGCGAUGACAGGGCCCUGCCGGGCCGUGAUGCCCCGUUGGUACUUCGACCUCUCCAAGGGAAAAUGCGUGCGCUUUAUAUAUGGCGGCUGCGGAGGCAACAGGAACAAUUUUGAGUCUGAGGACUAUUGUAUGGCUGUGUGUAAAACGAUGAUUCCUCCAACUCCUCUGCCAACCAAUGAUGUUGAUGUGUAUUUCGAGACCUCUGCAGAUGACAAUGAGCAUGCUAGAUUCCAGAAGGCUAAGGAGCAGCUCGAAAUUCGGCAUCGCAAUCGCAUGGACAGAGUAAAGAAGGAAUGGGAAGAAGCAGAGCAUCAAGCUAAGAACCUUCCUAAGGCAGAAAGACAGACCCUGAUUCAGCACUUCCAAGCAAUGGUUAAAUCUCUAGAGAAGGAAGCAGCCAGUGAGAAGCAGCAGCUGGUGGAGACUCACCUGGCUCGAGUGGAAGCCAUGCUGAAUGAUCGUCGCCGCAUGGCUCUAGAGAAUUACCUGGCUGCCUUGCAGUCUGACCCACCACGGCCUCACCGAAUCCUCCAGGCCUUAAGGCGUUAUGUUCGUGCUGAGAACAAGGAUCGCCUACAUACCAUCCGCCAUUAUCAGCAUGUAUUGGCAGUUGACCCAGAAAAGGCUGCCCAGAUGAAAUCCCAGGUAAUGACACAUCUCCAUGUGAUUGAAGAGAGAAGAAAUCAGAGCCUGUCCCUCUUAUACAAAGUACCUUAUGUUGCCCAGGAAAUCCAGGAAGAAAUUGAUGAACUACUUCAGGAACAGCGUGCUGAUAUGGAUCAGUUCACCUCAUCCAUCUCAGAGUCUCCAGUAGAUGUCCGAGUCAGUUCUGAAGAAAGUGAUGAGGUUCCACCUUUCCACUCCUUCCAUCCUUUCCCAUCCUUACCUGAGAAUGAAGACACCCAGCCGGAUUUGUACCACCCAAUGAAAAAAGGGUCUGGUGUGGCAGAGCUAGAUGGACUGAUUGGUGCUGAAGAGAAAGUGAUUAACAGCAAGAAUAAAGUGGAUGAGAAUGUGGUCAUUGACGAAACCCUGGAUGUUAAAGAAAUGAUUUUCAAUGCUGAGAGAGUUGGAGGACUUGUGGAAGAGCCGGACUCUGAAGGAUCACUACGAGAUGACUUCAGCCUAAGUAGCAGUGCUCUCAUUGGCCUGCUGGUCAUUGCAGUAGCUAUUGCUACUGUCAUCGUCAUCAGCCUGGUGAUGCUGAGGAAAAGGCAAUAUGGCACCAUUAGCCAUGGGAUUGUGGAGGUUGACCCAAUGCUCACUCCUGAGGAGCGCCACCUGAACAAGAUGCAGAACCACGGCUAUGAGAACCCAACUUACAAAUACCUGGAGCAGAUGCAGAUUUAA
Molecule: messenger RNA, 2407 nt
Organism: Phascolarctos cinereus (koala)
Lineage: Eukaryota; Metazoa; Chordata; Mammalia; Diprotodontia; Phascolarctidae
Gene: APLP2
Product: amyloid beta precursor like protein 2
Biological process (GO): central nervous system development; axonogenesis
Cellular component (GO): membrane
Molecular function (GO): transition metal ion binding; serine-type endopeptidase inhibitor activity; heparin binding
Source: RefSeq, a predicted model, not a curated record